AUGGAGGAUGCGAACACCACCGAGAAUGGCAUGGUGGCGAGGAAACAGAAGACGGCGAUGCUUGUGGUGCAGGUGUCUGAUCACCAGAUGCGCAUUGAAGUUCUGGAGGGUGAAAAAGAGCUGUUGAGGAUGGAGAUGGAGAGCUUCAAGACAGUUGCAGAGACGUACGAAAAGCGCCUCGAGACCGCAAUUGAUCAGCUUGAUAAACAGGCCAGGCUCAUUGGCGGACUGCAAGACUUGGCAUCAGAGCUGCAGGACCGCUUGGAGGCCACCAAGGAGGCCUCGAGUGAAGGGGAGGAUGAGUUGGAUGAAGGUUUUGACAAGAAGGAGAAGAUGAGAAUUGCAGCCAGUGCCGCAGCGUUGAGAGAUGCGUCCUACCGAGAGCUCGUUUGGCAGGCUUUCCAGACGCGCAUGGGUGUUCCGAACCUUAAACCGCGCACUCUUCCAUUCUGGCCGAAGGAUGGAGAGUCUAUGCCAGUUGAUCCUGCAACCAAGACCGACUUGAUGCGCUUUCGAUGGGAUCAGCCUUGGGACGCCGCUGGAAACUACAAGAACAUUAGGACACUGGUCACGAUGAUCAUCAAACAAGGAGCGGAACUUGUACCUGGCGCGGCCAAGCCCAUUCGAGAUCUUCUCAAAUCUGAUGCUGAGGAGAGCGUGAAGAAGAAAUUCCGUGCACUGCAAAAAGCUCUUCGUGAUGAAAAGCUGAUCGGUGCACGUGGUCGUUCAGUAAUGGUUCAGCGGGAUAUGAAUGCGAUGGCGUACGAGGAUAAUGAUUCCGCAGAGGCUGGUGGAAAUGGCGCUGUGAAAGACAUGCCCAUUACAGCGAAGAAGUCAACACGUACUACCAGCCGUGCGAAAGGGAAGCUUCAAGUGCACAUCCGUAAGCGUACCAACUUGCCCAAGGAAUCCAAGUGGCGUGAUCCAAAGUACGAUGCAGCGUUCACCAUGAACCUGAUGUCUGAUGACGAGGACCAGGUGGAUGAGAAGGGUGAAUUCACGGGGAAAUAUAUCUCAAAGGCCCCUGCUUACCGAAGCCAAGAGUUAAUCAACCUGUUUCGGGCGGUUGAUGCAGCUCAAGACCCGAAGCCACCGAACAGAUAUAUUCCUCGUAUGAAGGCUGCCGAGACCAUUGAUGAGCCGCCGAAGGUGUCAAGAGACCUCAAGAAUAAGGCACGGCACUGGAUGAUUGACCAAGCUUGGUUAGCCCUCGAGAAUAACAAGCAAUAUGAUGUGGAGAGCCGCAUCGUGAACAACGGUCAUCUUUGGGGGGACGAAGAGGACCCUCAGGAUAUCACUGAGAAGCAGAAGCGCAUGCAAGAGGCGAAGGCAGAGAUCACCUCGAACAAAAAGGCACGCUUGGCAGAGAGUGCAGGCAACAAGGGUAAGGGAUCAUCAAAGAAGAAGAUUGUGAAGAAGAUCAAGACCGUGAAGGAGAAAGAGAAAGAGGUAGCUGCCGAGGAUGAUGAUUCUGAUGAUUUGUACUUCGGGUAG
This is a messenger RNA of Sparassis crispa, 1494 nucleotides long. RefSeq lists its product as hypothetical. The transcript has 4 exons. The record is from RefSeq and is a predicted model, not a curated record. Bases 1 to 1494 code for a protein of 497 amino acids. Lineage: Eukaryota; Fungi; Basidiomycota; Agaricomycetes; Polyporales; Sparassidaceae.